Molecule: messenger RNA, 796 nt
Organism: Vanessa tameamea
Lineage: Eukaryota; Metazoa; Arthropoda; Insecta; Lepidoptera; Nymphalidae
Product: peptidoglycan-recognition protein LB-like
Exons: 4
Coding region: 27-689 (220 amino acids)
Biological process (GO): peptidoglycan catabolic process
Molecular function (GO): N-acetylmuramoyl-L-alanine amidase activity; zinc ion binding
Source: RefSeq, a predicted model, not a curated record
AUUACGGUAUCAGUAUCAGUUACCAGAUGUUGUUCCUUCUCGCACUAAUGCUGAGCUCACAGGGAUUGGCAGCUGUUGUUGGAGCGCCUACUAUGUUUACAAAGAAUCUUAUAGGGAACGAAGUGCAAAUAUACGACUUUCCCUUUACAACACGAGCACAGUGGCAAGCGCGACCAGCUAAGGAAAAGUUACCAUUAUCUAUGCCUGUGCCAUUCGUAGUGAUCCAUCACUCGAAUAUACCACCAGUGUGCCGUGAUAACAGACAAUGCUGUCAAUCUAUGAGGGUAAUGCAGAACUUCCACAUGGAUGACAGACAUUGGUGGGACAUUGGAUACAAUUUUGCCGUAGGCGGAGACGGUGUGGCGUAUGAGGGUAGAGGAUGGGAUGUCUUGGGUGCACAUGCUCUGCAUUUCAACAACGUUAGCAUUGGAAUAUGUCUGAUUGGAGAUUGGUCAAAUUCAAUUCCACCGACUCAACAAUUAAAAACAGCACAAGCGUUGAUCGCAGCUGGAGUGGAAAUGGGUUACAUUAAAAACGACUACAAGUUAGUUGGGCACAGGCAAGUUAGAGACACUGAUUGCCCUGGAAAUGCUUUGUUCGAAGAAAUCCAGAACUGGAAUCAUUACUCACCAUUCCCAUCUUCCGAGAACGAUUUAAUGAAGGUAUUUGAACAGUCAGGAUCUAGAUAACAAGGAACUAUAUAUUCUAAUUUUUUCUUUUCAUUUUGUCUUGUUUUUAUUCAUUCAUUUUUUUUAAUAUAUUAUCUUUUAGCCAUAUCAAAGACGUGUAAUACUCA